Messenger RNA from Candidozyma duobushaemuli, 1107 nucleotides. RefSeq lists its product as uncharacterized. The coding region runs from base 1 to 1107 and encodes 368 amino acids. Gene Ontology annotation, molecular function: oxidoreductase activity. Gene Ontology annotation, cellular component: mitochondrion. The record is from RefSeq and is a predicted model, not a curated record. Lineage: Eukaryota; Fungi; Ascomycota; Pichiomycetes; Serinales; Metschnikowiaceae. The transcript has a single exon.
AUGUCGCUUAAGUUCAGAGCUGUUCAGUUCACCAGUGCCGCUAGUCCCUUGCUCAUAAAGGAAGAUCAAUUGAACGUUGAAAAGGAUUCCAACGGCAACUAUGUGGUUGACCCAACAAAAGUUCUUGUGAAGAUCAAGUGUGCUGCCUUGAACCCUGUUGAUCUUGUCAGCAAGCAAACCACACCAGCUCCACUCGCAUAUAAAACCAAAGGCAUUGGUUAUGAUUACUCGGGUAUAGUCGUCGGUAUUGGUGCCGAAGCCGAGAAGAACACUGGCGUCAAGAUUGGAAGCAAAGUCUGUGGUAUGUUUCAAGAGGUCUUCGGCCGAGGAACUCUCGCUGAAUAUGCUUUAAUGGACACUGCGACAUCUUCAGGAGCUAGCAUCCAUGAGUUCCCCGAGGGCCUCACUUUCCAAGAGGCCGCGUCGUACCCGUUGGUCUUGGGCACAGCUGUACUAAUGUUUACCAAGAUACAAAAGCAGAACAAGAAACGCAGAAUCCUUAUUCUUGGUGCUGGUACUUCCGUUGGCAAAUUCUGUGUUCAGAUUGCAAAGAACGUCUACGGAUUUGAAGAUGUGGUGACCACAUGUUCACCAGCGUCGGUCGACUUGGUCAAACUGCUCGGUGGUAACACGUGGAUCGACUACACAGCCUGGGAUCUGAUUUUGGACCCAGUUCUUGAACUCGUGGGUAUGAAGGGCAAGUUUGAUGUCAUUUUUGAUUGUGCCGGAAAUUCCGACUUGUUCCCACAGAUGCUGAACAUUCUAGUUGGAAGAAAAGAAGGAGGCACCUACGUGACAAUUUCGGGAGACUUUAAAUACUCUUACUCGACUCCCACAACGGCUCAACUCAUUUGGAACAAUAUCGGUCUUCCAAAGCGUCUUUUGGAGAGCAAAGUCGGCUGGUUGGAUUACAGUUACGAUUUUGCUGCGGUGCUCAAGUCCAUGUAUCCAUGGCAAAAAGUGUGCAAGGAGUAUAUUGCAGACAAAAAGGUGAAGCUCACCAUAGAUAGCGUCUAUCCGUUUGUGGAGUUUGAUAAGGCGUACGAUCGUCUUGGAUCGAACAAGGCUAACGGCAAGGUUGUUGUGAAUGUGGAGGACGAUGCGUAA